UAAGGAACGGCGCCCGGACUAGCGCGGGAACGUGGGUGCCGGAGUCCCGCCCUCCCCUCCGGCAGGUGCACAGAAGCUCUUGAAAAGUACAACAAGUUGAAAGUGAACCAGCUUGCUCUCGGGCAGGACCAGAGCCAUGAGCAAUAACGGAACAGACCUCACUACUGGUUUCAUCUCCUCUAUUGCAGCCAUCCUUUUGUUUGGCUCAAACUUUGUACCACUUAAAAAAUAUGAGACUGGCGAUGGAAUGUUUCUCCAGUGGGUACUUUGUGCUGCCAUAUGGUUCGUUGCCUUGGUGGUCAAUCUGAUAUUACAUUGCCCUAAGUUUUGGCCUUUUGCAAUGGUUGGGGGCUGCAUUUGGGCAACAGGAAACAUUGCAGUUGUCCCAAUUAUCAAAACCAUUGGUUUGGGCCUUGGAAUCUUAAUCUGGGGAUCAUUUAAUACCUUAAUCGGCUGGGCAAGCUCAAGGUUUGGCUGGUUUGGAAUGGACGCAGAAGAAGUGUCAAAACCACUGCUCAAUUACAUCGGAGCCGGGCUGUCAGUAGUAAGUGCUUUCAUAUUUUUGUUCAUCAAAAGCAAAAUACCAAAUAACACAUAUUCUGUGGACACCACACCAUUAAUAACAGAGCAUGUGAUUAACAAAACUCAAGAUCCCGAUCCUGAUUAUUCCUGGGUGGAUAAACUUUCUACAGUGCAAAACCGCUUAGUGGGCUGCAGUCUCGCGGUAAUAUCUGGAAUACUCUAUGGAUCUACAUUUGUGCCAAUCAUUUACAUCAAGGACCACAGCAAGAGAAAUGAUAGUAUAUAUGCAGGGGCAAGUCAGAAUGAUUUAGACUACGUUUUUGCACACUUCAGUGGCAUCUUCCUCGCAAGUACAGUCUACUUUCUGGCCUACUGUAUAGCUAUGAAAAAUAAUCCUAAACUAUAUCCCAAGGCAGUCUUGCCAGGAUUCCUGUCUGGAAUACUCUGGGCCAUUGCUACCUGCUGUUGGUUCAUAGCGAACCACUCCCUCAGCGCUGUGGUCAGUUUUCCAAUCAUCACUGCUGGUCCAGGAUUUAUAGCUGCAAUGUGGGGUGUCUUCAUGUUUAAGGAAAUACAGGGUCGACAGAACUACCUGCUGAUGAUACUUGCAUUUUCCAUCAUCUUGGCUGGAGCCUUAUGCACAGCUUUUUCUAAAAUCUAACAACCACAAGGCCAGCAGAUGGCAGCAGUGCUUGAGAACACGCCUCUCCUGGACACACAGACUGUGCUGAGAACAGGGUUCAUGUUCAUACGGCAAAUGGAUCUCCAUCCAUCCUGGAUUAGGGUAGAUGAUUUUUUUUUCCCCACAAAUGUGAGAAUGAAGGAAAACACUUUCAGUCGAGCAUAAAGAUGAGAAAUUCUUCUAAUGAACUAAUUUAUGAAGCAUUACAUCUAAGGAUGCUGCUUUAACCACAAUACGUAUUUACUGGU
This is a messenger RNA of Eubalaena glacialis (North Atlantic right whale), 1452 nucleotides long. RefSeq names its product transmembrane protein 144 (gene TMEM144). The record is from RefSeq and is a predicted model, not a curated record. Gene Ontology annotation, molecular function: carbohydrate transmembrane transporter activity. The coding region runs from base 137 to 1183 and encodes 348 amino acids. The transcript is spliced from 12 exons. NCBI's taxonomy places the organism in Eukaryota, Metazoa, Chordata, Mammalia, Artiodactyla, Balaenidae. Gene Ontology annotation, cellular component: membrane. Gene Ontology annotation, biological process: carbohydrate transmembrane transport.